Messenger RNA from Dryobates pubescens (Downy woodpecker), 963 nucleotides. RefSeq names its product collagen alpha-2(I) chain-like. The transcript is spliced from 10 exons. The record is from RefSeq and is a predicted model, not a curated record. NCBI's taxonomy places the organism in Eukaryota, Metazoa, Chordata, Aves, Piciformes, Picidae. Bases 1 to 708 code for a protein of 235 amino acids.
AUGCCGACGCCCGGUACGGACGCCAGUACUGGUGCCGGUUUCCGCUGCAGUGCCGGUGCCUGGCGCCCGGUGCCUGGUGCAGGGGUGUCUGGCCCUGUGCCCGGUGCCGGUCCCGAUGCCGGGUCCCCGCCGCAGUGGCGGUGCCGGUGCCCGGUGCCGGUGCCCGGUGGCGGAGCGGGAUUGGCUGGCCCGGUGCCCGCUGGCCCCUGCCCAGCCCCUGCGGCUAUAACGGCCCCGGGCGGAGCCGGGAGCGAGCCCGCAGAGACCCCGAGAGCGGCCAUGGGACAGCCCCGGGGGCUCCCGGCGCUGGCCAUGGUUGCCCUGCUGGUGCUGGCCCCCUCGCUGGCCGAUGAGCUGACGAGCACCCUGGACGUGGCCCUGUCAGCAGAAGGACAGACAGCAGACCCUGCCAGUCCUGCCAAGCUGGAAGCCUCUGGGGAGAGUGAUCUCACCACCUCCAGUCAGAGACUGGGAAAAGGUCUGACCUCUAUCAGCUUUGCCCCGGGGGGGGCUGCGACCCCCCAGGCCCUGGGCAGCGACUCCUCGGCCAGCCUGGACCCCCCCGAGAGCGGCUCCUUCAGCAUGGAGCCCCCCGAGGGCCUCCGAGCAGGUCCCAGCAUGGAUGGCCCAGCCCAGUCCAAUGAGUCUGAGGAGGGGCUGGAGCAGGACCCGGACUCGGAGGAGACCCUGGGCUCCCAAGGGGUCUGAGCCUCGCUGGAGCCCCCAGGACAUCGCUGUCUGCAGAGCCAGCUGCUGCCACCCCACGCUGUCCCCACGUCCCCGGCAAGGUCCUCGUGGUGCCCCCCCCGAGUCCUCGCCGUGCCCCCCAGCCCCGGCCUGCGCCCCACGGUGGGGAGACCCCCCCAAAACUGAGAUGUCUUGGGAGUGGGGUCUGCUGUGGGGCAGGGGCCCUGGAGGCGGCCGGACCCCUCCAUGCGUCCCUGGGCCCCCCAGCCACGUGUG